CACCCCCGUCUUUUUGCUUCAGCACAAUCGCUGUUUCUAAAUCCAAUCCCUCCAAACAUGCCCCUAAAUCUCUCUCCUUGCUCGCUUCAAUUCUCCUCUACACCCAUUUCCACUUUGAAAUCAACCCGACCCACUUCCUCAGGUCCGCAUCUAUGUCUUCCUCGGAAACCCAAUUCCAGUACUGUCCGCUCUCCGACCCGACCCAGGAGGAAAACGGGCUCGACGGCGGAGAAGAGGUCGGAGACGGAGGAGCUGGUUCGUGUGCUUCUGAGGAAUUUUGACGACAAGAGGCCGUUGGUAUCGACGCUGAGUAAGUACGUUAAGGUUGUGAGAGUGGAACACUGUUUUCUCCUGUUUGAAGAGCUUGGGAAGAGUGACAAGUGGCUUCAAUGCCUUGAGGUCUACAGGUGGAUGCAAAAACAAAGGUGGUACAUAGCUGACAAUGGGGUCUACUCAAAGUUAAUAUCUGUGAUGGGAAAGAAAGGCCAAACCCGGAUGGCCAUGUGGCUCUUCUCUGAGAUGCGUAAUAGUGGGUGCCGCCCGGACACGUCAGUUUAUAAUGCUCUCAUCACUGCCCACCUCCACUCGCGAGACAAAUCCAGGGCCUUGGACAAAGCUAUUGGCUACUUUGACAAGAUGAAGGGAAUGGAAAAGUGUAGACCCAACAUUGUAACGUAUAAUAUUCUGCUCAGAGCUUUUGCUCAGGCACGAAACGUCGAUAAAGUUGUUACUUUGUUCAAGGAUCUUGAUGAGAGCAUCGUUAGCCCUGAUAUCUUCACAUUUAAUGGUGUAAUGGAUGCCUAUGGAAAAAAUGGAAUGAUUAGAGAAAUGGAGUCGGUCCUUUCCCGCAUGAAGAGUAAUCAGUGUAAGCCAGAUGUCAUCACUUUUAAUUUGCUAAUUGAUGCAUAUGGGAAGAAACAAGAAUUUGAGAAGAUGGAACAAGUUUUCAAAAGUUUGUUGCGUUCUAAGGAGAAACCAACACUUCCCACCUUCAAUUCUAUGAUCACAAACUACGGGAAAGCACGACUUAGGGAGAAAGCAGAGCUUGUUUUUAAGAGAAUGAAUGAAAUGGGAUACACCCCAAGCUUCAUUACUUAUGAAUGCAUGAUUAUGAUGUAUGGGUACUGUGAUUGUGUUUCAAAGGCUAGGGGCAUAUUUGAUGGGGUAAUGGCAUCUGGGCUGGAGCCGAGGGUUUCUACCCUAAAUGCCAUGCUUGACGUUUACUGCAUGAAUGGUUUACAAAUUGAAGCAGACACGUUGUUUGAGAGCUCACGUAAUACCAGGGUUUCCUCAGAUUCCUCCACUUACAAGCUUCUAUAUAAAGCCUACACUAAAGCCAACAUGAAGGAGCUUCUAAAAAAAUUGCUGGCGCACAUGGACAAAGAUGGUGUAAUCCCUAAUAAGAGGUUCUUCCUUGAUGCUUUGGGAGCCUUUGGGUCUUCUACAGCAACCAAAGUUGGUUGAGUGGGCUAAAAGAUGUUGUAAGGGAACAAGUGCAAGUAGUGGACAUUUUUGCUUGGUGAGUCUUCUCUUUCUUUCAACUAACCUAGGAUUUACUAACAGCAGGGGGUUUUCAUACUGGCCUCUCAAGUCUUGUGUAUUUUGUUUUUGGUAUGUAUGUCUUUCUUCUCCGUGAGCUCCGUCACUGACUGUUUUUGUUUUGGUGCCAACCCUGUGAUUCUUGAUGAAGUUUUGUUUCUAUAUCAUUCAAUUUUUUUUU
Molecule: messenger RNA, 1720 nt
Organism: Rhododendron vialii
Lineage: Eukaryota; Viridiplantae; Streptophyta; Magnoliopsida; Ericales; Ericaceae
Product: pentatricopeptide repeat-containing protein At4g39620, chloroplastic
Exons: 2
Coding region: 58-1464 (468 amino acids)
Molecular function (GO): mRNA binding; protein binding
Source: RefSeq, a predicted model, not a curated record